AUGGCAUCCUGGACCAAUGCGGGCAAUGGAUUGCCGAAUGGAUAUAAUGGCAAUCGAGAAGAACGGUUGGAACGACUCAAGGACUACGGACAAGAGUUAUUGAAUGCCAAGAAGGUUGUCAUUGUGGGAGGUGGUUUGGUGGGAGUGGAACUGGCGGGAGAUGUCGCAGGAUAUGGAAAGCUGGAGCACAAAGAUGUAGACGUAACUCUGGUACAUUCCAAAAGACCGUCUCAUGAAUGA
Messenger RNA from Seminavis robusta, 240 nucleotides. NCBI's taxonomy places the organism in Eukaryota, Bacillariophyta, Bacillariophyceae, Naviculales, Naviculaceae. The record is from the annotation of a GenBank genome assembly.